UCCCCUCUCCCAUCCCCCGCGCUUCUCGGCUGGCCGGGCGGCCCCGGCGGCCGCGAAGAUGGGGAACACCACCUCUUGCUGCGUGUCGUCCAGCCCCAAGCUGAGGAGGAAUGCCCAUUCGCGGCUGGAGUCCUACCGCCCCGACACCGAGCUGAGCCGGGAGGAUACGGGGUGUAACCUGCAGCACAUCAGCGACAGGGAGAACAUCGACGAUCUGAACAUGGAGUUCAACCCUUCAGAUCACCCACGGGCCAGCACAAUAUUCCUCAGUAAAUCUCAAACAGAUGUGAGAGAAAAACGGAAGAGCCUCUAUAUAAAUCACCAUCCUCCUGGUCAAUUGAGAAGGAAAUAUAGUUCCUGUUCCACUAUUUUCCUGGAUGACAGCACAGUCAGUCAGCCCAACCUCAAAUAUACAAUUAAAUGUGUAGCUCUUGCAAUAUAUUACCACAUCAAAAACAGGGACACAGAUGGAAGAAUGCUCCUAGAUAUUUUUGAUGAAAACCUCCACCCCCUUUCGAAAUCCGAAGUGCCACCAGAUUAUGACAAACACGACCCAGAGCAGAAGCAGAUUUACCGCUUUGUGCGAACCUUGUUCAGUGCUGCUCAACUGACUGCCGAAUGUGCCAUUGUCACCCUGGUAUAUCUUGAAAGACUUUUAACUUACGCAGAGAUAGAUAUUUGUCCAGCAAACUGGAAACGAAUUGUGCUGGGUGCGAUUCUACUGGCAUCAAAAGUUUGGGAUGACCAGGCCGUGUGGAAUGUGGACUACUGUCAGAUCCUGAAAGAUAUCACAGUUGAGGACAUGAAUGAAUUGGAACGCCAGUUUCUUGAGUUGCUUCAGUUCAACAUCAACGUUCCCUCCAGUGUUUAUGCCAAGUAUUAUUUUGAUUUGCGAUCCCUGGCAGAAGCAAACAACCUUAGCUUUCCACUGGAGCCCCUCAGCAGGGAAAGGGCAUACAAACUUGAGGCCAUCUCUCGCUUGUGCGAAGACAAGUAUAAGGACUUCAGGAAAUCUGCAAAGAAACGAUCAGUCAGUUCGGACAAUCUGACUGUAGUUAGAUGGUCACCUGCUAUUAUCUCCUAACAGUGAAGUCUGGGAUAUUCUUCCAAAAGUACUGUUUCUAUCAUCAACUUUGGGGGGGGGGGGAGAGGGGCGGUUGUUUAGAGUUUUUUUUGUUCCUUUUUUUCCGUUCGUGGUUUUUCUUAUUUUUAGAUCUGCCUUUACAGUGCCUCCCCCGUUGUGUAGCACACAAUAAUAAAUAUAACUGGAGAGAACGCUCAAUACAUCGGAAGAACUUUGGAAGAAAAUCGGUCCUUACAUACUACCGAUCGUGUCCUUUUUUUUUGGGUGAGGAAAAGGCAAAAUGCAGACGUAUGCUUAGAAGAGGAGAAAACAGAAACCAACAAGAAUGCCAUUAAAAAAAAAUCCUCAGCAGAAACAGUGGCAUGGAAAUAAACACCGCGAGAUAAGCUUAGAAGAAGUACUAUAAGAAAAGAGUUGGAAGUGUUUCACAUUCUGUUCAGUAUCUUCUAUCGGUUUUCUGGGUUUUUGCAAUUCCUCUUUGCUAUUUCCCUGGGUUGCUUUUCCUGCUUCUACAAAGCAGCAACUAUGAAGGCAGCAUCUGCAGUAGCACAACAAAAGCCCCUGAACCAGACAGCAUUGGUUGCUUUCUCCCUCUCCUACCCCAGCACACCACUCUUUUUUCAUAUGCUGUUCUAUUAGCUUUUCUCCCUUUAAUUAUUAUUGCGUAUUUUGUUUUUGGUAAGCCUUUAUUGUAUUUUUUGGGGUGGGUGGGGGAAUGACUUGAUUUAUAGUGCUGAACCAAAAGUAUACAAGAAGAUCAGGUGAUCAUUCGUAAUUUCCUGUUUCCUUUCAUAUAUAUAUAUAUAUAUUUUAAUUUAUAGCAACCAGGUCCAUGAUGAUGCUUUUGAGCUGCAUCACGAAUACUGGUUGCUUCAUAGUAUAUGUGGCUGCAUGUGCCUUCCUACAUUCUUUGGGAUAGUUUAUUUUUCCUUACUAUAAAGUUAUGAUUGUUGGAAGGAUUCAGACGACAGUGCAACUUGCGGAAAAGGAGAUGAAACUUGUAUCGGAUGUGGUAGUCUUUUUUGAAGGUUGUUUCAUAGCAUUUAGAGAUUUAAGAGAAUUUAAGUGAGAGAGGGAGAGAGAGAGAGAGAGAGAGAGUCAGAGAAUCUCCUUUUAUGUGGUUCCAACAGUUGAUUUCCUUCCCUUCCUGGUUCAAUGUUGCAAGCAAUAGCCUCAAGUUUUUAUAUGUUUACUUCAAAUGGAAACCAAUCUGUUUGUAUAAAAUAGAAAAAUGAUAAAAAAAAAAGUUUUUUUGUUCUGUUGGGAAAAGGUCCAUGGAAGAAGAAGGAAAAAAAAACUAUAUUAAUUUUACCAAGUGUUUUGUCACAGGUUAGAUUUCAGAAUAAAAACUGUUUUUUAAAAAAUGCAUUUUUCAGUGUAGGUGCUUAUAGAAAUUUAAACAAAAUGCAAACUGUGAAGAAAAUUUUGUUGCUUAUGUUGAUUAUAUUGUAUUUUUUGUUGUUACUACUGGUUCCCAACAUUCUUUUCCUUUCCUUAAUAGGAUAAACAAGUUGAAUACUCUCUUUUUAAAAAAAUAUAGCAAAUCACAUUAUCUCUGUAAAAAUACUUGUGCUCUAUACAAGUGUCUUUGAAUUAUUUUGCACAUUUAAAAAAGAUGCCAUUUUACGAUACAUAAAACAAACAAAAUGAGCUGGAAGUGUCACGAUCAUGGAGUUCCAUGAACUCUCUCCCCAGUGCAGGAAAUGGUGAACAUAUGACACUUAGCUUCAGAUUAGACUUCCUUUAUGUGCACUACUUGAGAGAAACAUACAAAACACAUUCCACUAGGAGCUUCUCCUGCAUAAGCUCCCAUCCCAGCUGUGCAGCUAUGACCAUCUAGUGUUCAUUUCAUUGGGGGCUUGCCCAGGUCAAGUCCAUCUGAGUGCUCCUAAUCUACUCCCGUUCGUUACAGUGAUAGUUCUUUGCAGGGGACAUGCCCUUUAUACAUUCCUUUCUCUGGUCUCAUUGACCCUUAAAACCCUGAUUAUGAAUAGUUUACUUGACUGUGAGCUCCCAGCAAGACUAUUCCCCAUGCAAGGCCACAUCAUGCGCCUCUUAAUUUGGGGGAGCAGAAAUGUGCUUCCAAUUCCGGCAGUUAAAGCCCUGGAACCAAAGGGGAGUUAUGCCUCCAAACCUGAAACUUUGCUCUUCAUAUUUUCUGCAAGAGUUCCCACGACUAAGAAGGCAAACUUCUUUUCAAGCCAAACAGCUACUUGUCUCCUAAGUGGCAUGAGCUGUUACAUCAAAAAGUGCUUGGUUCUCAUCUCUUUUGACUGCAUGUUUCCUUCUUAGGAUCUCAAGGUAUGCAGGCUGGCUCUAGGCAGGCUGGUCUCCUGCUGGCCUAUAUGGCGGAUGAAAACCAGUGGUUCACAGCCAGCUUCCAGUACUGGGGAGGUUGGGGACAAUUAUUUCCUUAGGAUAGCUGCCAUGUUUCUUUCUUGGUUCUCCAGUGCCCAAUUGGAAGUGUAGGAACGGCUAUCUCGAUAUGCCCUAAAUGUGCUUAGAACCAGAGCACUAAAAGGCUUUUAUCAGAUAACAGUGCCCCUAACAAUGAUGCUAUUUGCCUUAAAAAGGGUAAUGAACAGACGAGGUUAACUAACUUUCUAACAUUUGCAACAUAACAUGAUGGUUUUGCCCACCAAUGGGAAGGAUCCAGCAGUGGCCAACUGCUGGCACUAUUUAAGUGAUGAUAUUGGAAACCAUUGCUUUUGCAACAUCAACAGUGCUCGCUAGUGCAAUGGCUUUCCCACGUGGUACAAGCAUUGGUUUCUCUGAGCACUAGCGGCUCGACAUCGUUGGAUACUUCCCUGUGUUCCGUGAUCCUUAAAACAAUUUAAUUCUCAAUCCUUUUUACUAUUGUCAUCAUUAUCGUGCCAAUAUAUCAAAACUCUGGUUGCAUCAGGACAGGGUUUUGAGGUCCCAUCCCUAUCCCUUGCCUUUUCCUUUUUCUUGAACAGAAUGUUUUUAAAGUAUCUAUAAAUUAAAAAGAGAGAGAGAGAAAACAGUGUGAGUGAAAAGGGUCUCUCUUUGAUAGCAUUGGGUUACAGCUCUUCUCCCAAGCAUAUAAAUAUGAUUUUGUUGGUUUAUCAACACUUGGUGAAAGAAUUUUUGGCCUGACUUUUCUAGCAUUGUUGUUCAGUUUAGGGUGCAGGUAGGGGAAAUACAAAAAGAGAUGAAGGUUUGCAUUAUGUAAAGUUCUCAAUGCAUCUACUAUAAUUUUGUGAGGUUUAUUAAACAACUUUAAAGAUUGUAUAGUCUAUUUAUUGUAUGUAUGUACAUACAGUCUGAUACUUAAAAUUUCAAGUGGAUUCCGUAAAACCUGGCUCAGUCUUGUUUAGACUAUUGGAUAUCGUUUUAGCCUUGUGCACUGGAUUCUACCUCUGUAUAGGAGAAUUUUCCAUAUUCUUCAAUUAGUACUGAUUCUGUGAUUUAACUUGGUUAUGUUUCUUGCACUAAAAAUUAAAAAAAGAAAUCUGCUGUUAAA
Molecule: messenger RNA, 4568 nt
Organism: Elgaria multicarinata webbii
Lineage: Eukaryota; Metazoa; Chordata; Lepidosauria; Squamata; Anguidae
Gene: CCNY
Product: cyclin Y
Exons: 10
Coding region: 59-1084 (341 amino acids)
Biological process (GO): regulation of canonical Wnt signaling pathway; regulation of cyclin-dependent protein serine/threonine kinase activity
Cellular component (GO): plasma membrane; cytoplasmic cyclin-dependent protein kinase holoenzyme complex
Molecular function (GO): protein kinase binding; cyclin-dependent protein serine/threonine kinase activator activity
Source: RefSeq, a predicted model, not a curated record